GGCUGCUGUCCAUUCCCAAGCCGAGCCAAUCAGCGUAUUUCCUGUUCCACCUCCCGCCAUAAAAUGGUUUCUCUUUCCCUUCCACCUACGACCUACAAGAAAAACAAUCUGUUUACUGGCGCUGCUGCCCCUUGAGAAUUAGGUUGGAAAAUGCAAACGUCCUCCAUGAAUGCCCUUGAGAUCCGAGAGCAGGACCUCAAAGAGAUGGGCUCCCUGAUCCAAUCCCGGGUGGUCUUGGAAGUGUCCACCCAGGUCCAGUCACUCCUGGAUUCCCUGGACAGCACCACGCUGGACAUUGCAGUGACAGGGGAAUCGGGUGCGGGCAAAUCCACCUUCAUCAAUGCUCUGCGGGGUCUACAUGACGGUGACCCCUGUGCCGCCCGCACCGGUGUUAUCGAGACCACGGCUUCACCCACGCCGUACCAGCACCCUCACCUGCCCAGCGUCCGGCUCUGGGACUUGCCUGGCAUCGGCACCCCGUGCUUCCAAGCCGAGACCUACCUGCACCAGACUGGGUUUGAGAGGUACGAUUUCUUCAUCAUUGUUGCCUCUGAGCGCUUCCGGGAGAGCCACGUGGGGCUGGCCCGUGCCGUGAAAGCCAUGGGCAAACGCUUCUACUUUGUGCGGUCCAAGGCAGAUCAGGACUUGCGUGCCUCACAGCGGCGACGGCCGACCCGGUUCCAGGAGGCUCAGGUGCUGCGGGAAAUGAAGGAAGACUGCGUCCGCCAGCUUCAGAAACAGGGCCUGGAUUCUCCCAAGGUCUUCCUGGUCUCCAGUUUUGAACUGCACCGCUUUGACUUCCCGCUCUUGCAGGAGACGCUGGCAGAAGAGCUGGAGGGCCACAAGAGGCACGUCCUCCUGCUGUCUUUUCCGUCCGUCACGGCUGCAGCUGUGCAGAAGAAGAAGAACUCCCUGCGCAAGCACAUCUGGAAGAAGGCCCUGCUGGCCUCCUUUGUCUCCGCUUUGCCCGGCCUUCCCAUCCACCUGAACGUCCCGAUGCUCAUGAACACCCUCGUCACGUACCGCAGGAAUUUCGGCCUGGAUGACGCCUCUCUGGGGGCCUUGGCCCUGGCGUCUUCUAAGCCGUCUUGCGAACUGAAAAGUCAGGUCUGCUCGACUUUAGGGAGGGAUCUCUCAGAGAAUGCCGUCCACAGCAUCUUGAGCCAAGCUGCCCUCUAUGGGCAAAUGGCUGCCCAUUUGGUGAAGAACAAGGUGCCCCUUUUGGACAACUUAGUCGCCGGGGGCAUCUCUUUUGUGGCCGCUUAUUAUCUGCUGCACACGGCCCUCGACAGCUUUGCGCAAGAUGCCCAGAGGGUCCUUGAAAAGGCCUACAGUUUUGAGGAUGAAGCCCAAGGCUCGCUCUGUUAUCCUCCGGAUCCCGGGUUCCUCUUCGAUUGAGGUUGGGCCAGGCAGGGGCGGAAUUCUGGCAGGAGCUGCUUUGCAUAUUAGGCCACACACCCCUGAGGUAGCCAAUCCUCCUGGAGCUUAGCAAAAAAAGAGCCUUGUAAGCUCUUGGAGGAUUGGCUACAUCAGGGGGUGUGGCCUAAUAUGCAAAGGAGCCCCUGCUAGAAUUCCACCCCUGGAGUGAGGAAAGAAUUCACCAUGCAAGCACUUGUGAUCGCCAAAUGUUCACUACCCCUGCUCAGCUUCCGUUUCUCUUCAUAUAUUGUCCUGCCGGGCCCAACUGGAGCUUAGGAACGCACUGAUAAAUCUGAAUAUUUCCACCAGAGUGUUUUCCAAGCGUAACGAGGAGGAGAUACCUUCAAUGAACGGUACUGCUAUAAACUGGAAACAUAUAUUAUGCACUUAAGCGUGGUAGGACUGGAUGUCGGAGAAUUGUCUCUGUGUUGUGGAUGACAUACGGGUAUCACUGCAUUUGGUGGAUUUUAUAAACCUUCUGGUUUCCCCUGCUGUGACAGCAAAAUAUGUCUGAUUCUUGUGCCUUUCUGGGUUAGGGAGUGAUGGCUGUUGGAGGAACAGCUGGGUUUUUUUUGUUGCAGGAACUCCUUUGCAUAUUAGGCCACAGUCCCCUGAUAUAGCCAAUCCUCCAAGAGCUUACAGGGCUCUUGCUACAGGGCCUGCUGCAAGCUCCACGAGGAUUGGCUACAUCAGGGAGGUGUGGCCUAAUAUGCAAAGGAGUUCUUGCUACAAAAAAGCCCCUGGGGCUUCCCAUAUGGAAGAUGAACGCAGAUAACUAUGCCAUUUUUACAGGGUAUAUCUUUUCCCAAUGGAAUUUUUAAAAUGUGUGUGUUUGGGGAGGGGGGGCGGGUCUGGGGAAAUUAGAACAGCAAUGAUGUUGACAAUUUUAAAUAAUUCUGAUGGGAGGGAGUUUUACUGGGAGAAGGCAGGACUUUGAUAUUUAUUCAGCGGCUGGCCUAACUGCAGGUUUUCACUGGAGAUGGUUCAGUGGGGGUGGGGGGUGACAUCAGGAGAAAGAUGCUGGAAGGCUGUUUUGCCUGCCAACCGUAAUAGUAUCAAUUUCUGCAAUGCUGGAGACCUUCCAGGGCAUUCCACAGAGUCAUCACGUGUGCUCAAAAGCUUAAUCUCCACAAGGACCAGUUCUGUCUCUGCAUCGUCUGUGAGCGGGUUUGAACUUUUGUUAGCGCCCGGCUAAUAUCCUCAAAGACAACACAGUUGAGCUUCUUUUUUUUUCCUUUUUGGGAGCCAUGCAACACCCUGGGGAGCAACGAGGGACUUUUGAAAUGGCAAUUGCAGUGGGGGAAAAAGAACACCAAAGUUUUCCCAGCAGGCUGGUGGCAGACAUAGCCGCCGCAGUCAAUGCCUCAUCUUGCUAUUGGCAAGGACGUCACAUUGCGUAAAAGGCUAGCUCUCUUAAUGUAUUACCGUCUCUUUUUCUUCUUUUAUUAAAAAAACCCCUUAAAAUACAGAUUUCUGCUAAUUAGAAAGCUUAGUAGCUGAUGGCUUGUGAGGCGCCGUGCUCUCUGAUCUCUUAAUAGCUGCACUGACAAGAGGAAAGUUGCCUUUCUCAAGAUACAUAUUUUUGGCAAAGUGAAGAAUUUUCAAUCCAGUAAAAUAUCAAUUCAAUAAAAUGUUUAUUCUUCUG
Messenger RNA from Heteronotia binoei (common prickly gecko), 3064 nucleotides. RefSeq names its product interferon-inducible GTPase 5-like. The record is from RefSeq and is a predicted model, not a curated record. Lineage: Eukaryota; Metazoa; Chordata; Lepidosauria; Squamata; Gekkonidae. The coding region runs from base 151 to 1398 and encodes 415 amino acids. Gene Ontology annotation, cellular component: membrane. The transcript has 2 exons. Gene Ontology annotation, molecular function: GTPase activity; GTP binding.